AUAACCUUAGCCCAUUUCCCCUUCUUCUUCUUCUUCCUUGAAACGCUGCCACCUAAGGAAACUGCAACUCUGGACAAUCAAACUCGAGAAGCCGAAAGGUUCCGCCUUUUUCGAUCGAAAAUGGUGGUGAUAGAACCGCACAAGAGUGAAGAAACCCCGGAGUCGACGCCGUCGUCGACGAAAACGACGGCGGGUUCAACCGACGAUACGACAUCCAAUGCUGCAGCAGCACCAAGUGCGCUCGGAGAUGCUUCUGAUGGUUUCGAAACUGCAAGCGAACGCGACGUCAGCGAUAACGAAGACGAUAAUGAUGGGAAUAGAGAAGAUCAUCAUAAAGGACAGCAAGAACAAGAUAAGCAAGCAGAACAGCAAGAACAAAAAGGAGGGGAUUCGUACGAAGAUGCCUUAAAUGAUGAUGAACUGAAGCAGGGAAAAUAUAAUGAGACAAUCAAGGAAUGCACAAAAGCAUUGGAACUUAACCCUUCGUACAUAAAAGCUCUUGUAAGGAGAGGAGAAGCUCAUGAAAAGCUUGAACACUAUGAAGAGGCUAUUGUUGAUAUGAAGAAAAUAUUGGAAUUAGACCCUUCCAAUGACCAGGCUAGGAAAGCAAUUUGUUGCUUAGAACCACUUGCUGCAGAAAAGCGUGAAAAGAUGAAAGAGGAGAUGAUUGCUAAGAUGAAAGAAUUGGGAAACUCCGUUCUUGGCCGUUUUGGGAUGAGUGUGGAUAACUUCAAAGCUGUCCAAGAUCCAAAUACUGGCUCCUAUUCUAUAUCAUUCCAACGCUGAGGUGGUCUCUGAUGACGGUUCCUUUUUGGAAAUUAUGGUAAAAAAAAUGGAUAGGGGAGAUACAUGGCAUGAUACAAUACAAGAGACAAGAGGGAUAUGUUUUGUAUGUGGGAUUAAAGAUUACAAGUAAAUGUGGAGAACUUAGAAUGAUGCAAUUUGGAGGAAUUUCUUUUUUCUACGUGUUAUGUCAGAAAUUAAGUGUUUGGUCAGAAUUUCCCUUGGUUGGAUGGAGUUGUAAAUUGACAGUAUAAAUUGUUUCUUUCAUU
Messenger RNA from Rubroshorea leprosula, 1052 nucleotides. NCBI's taxonomy places the organism in Eukaryota, Viridiplantae, Streptophyta, Magnoliopsida, Malvales, Dipterocarpaceae. The record is from the annotation of a GenBank genome assembly.